Messenger RNA from Symbiodinium sp. CCMP2456, 2103 nucleotides. The record is from the annotation of a GenBank genome assembly. NCBI's taxonomy places the organism in Eukaryota, Dinophyceae, Suessiales, Symbiodiniaceae.
AUGGGAUGCGGUGGCAGCGCCUGGAGAGGCCAAGAGGAUACUCAGAGUUGCGCGCGGCCCUGCAACGCGUGCCACGCUGUCUGCGCAUUGCACAGACGAGGGUUCUUCGACACUGCAGAAUGCUCCUUGUGCGCGACUUCCUCUAUGAGCUUCAGCUGGACUUGUGUGCACAAGUGCGGCUUCCAGGUUUGUUUGCCAUGUGAACUCAACAUCGCCAUGGACGGGGACAGCGUGGAACGACUGCAGAUGGCUCUGCGUGCAGUCGAGCACCACGAAGCAAGGGAUCCCGAGGUGGCAGCUGCAUCGCUUCAGCUGCAGCUUUGCGAUCGGCUCGAUAUGGCUUGCGGCCUCACCUCCUUCCAACAGCUGGAGGAAGCUAUCUCUGCCGCCGAAGGGCAGGAGGCUUUGAUGGUCCGGUCGCAUGUGCAGCUUCUGCUUCAGCGGCUGGACCUCCUUGCUGACAUCGACUUCGAGCUCCGCAGAGCCACAGAAGGACACAGCAUCGAGCUGCUCCAGGAUCGGCUCCGUCGUGCCGAGGAGCAUGGCCUGGAUGCUCCAGAAAGACUUCGCCUUGCCCAUCGACGACUGGAUCAACUGAGAGCCCUACAAAGGCUCAACGAGUCACUGGAGGCAGCGGUAGCAGUGCCUCAGGAAAUCCGAGAAGCGAUCGCCGCCUGCAUGGAAGCGCAGCUUGAGCCCGAGCAGCAGCCGGCCGUGGUGGCAGCCCAAGCCCGGCUGGACUUUCUCCAGGCAGCGGUGGAUCUGGCAGAGGCGAGCCUCAACUUCGAUGCCGAUGCGCUGCAACUUGCUUUAGAGGAGGCACGGCGUGUCGCCAUCGAUGCAGCGCGGCUGAGUGAGGCAGAGGACCUGCUUGCAGAGCUCAGUGUGACGUGCGCGGAAGGUCACAGGCUCCAAAGACUGCGGGGGAAGGUUCCGCCUUGUGCUUGCCAGGGCUGCUAUGCACAGUCGGAUGCCAAGGAGUUGACGUGGUCGCGCUGCGAGCCGUGCGACUACGCUCUGUGCCAUUACUGUGUUGCAUGGCGCGCCAAGGGCCGCCAGCGAUUCUUGGAGGACUCGCCGCCGGAGGCCGAGGAGGCCGAGGCCACCAGGACGUCCUUGGGCGCCCGGUCGGCAGAAGGCCCGUCUCCGGAGGCACCCGAACUGCCGGGAGCGGUUGCAUCGGAAGACUCAUCUCCGGUCUUCUCACUUGGCUUUGACGAGGCUGAGCAUAGGAAGUGGUUUGACUGCUGGGCCGCACGGAUGAAUGCGCAAAGUGCACAGUGGGAGUUAUUUCGCGGAGGCGAGUGGGUUCCAUUUGGUAUCGGCCUGUGCAACAAACUCACAGCUGCCCUGGGGACCGGCGAUAGCACAUUUCGGUAUGUAGCCACGAACCAGCAGGAACAUCUCUUCAAUUUUGACACGAUGGAGCAAGUUAUCGUCGCUACCGGCAAGCGGAGAUCUAUGCGGCGAGUCCUCUGGGAAAUCGAGUUAGACAUUGGGUGGGUUCUCGUCGAGGAGGAAUUGGCUCUUCAGUUGCAGAUGCACGAGGUGAAGGAAGAAAUCUCCUUCGAGUAUUUCGCACGAGGAAUGAACUACACGGUCAACCUUUUCGAGCGAAAUCAGCUUAACUUGGAGCUUGGCACGAAACGUUCUUUACGCAAAGUGGCACUGCAAGAUGUGGUCCCGAAAAUGAGCAGGCAGCAGCUGCGAAUGGCCUUGGAGGACGACUUUCCAAAGUUUGCCUGUGCGACUCGCCAGUGGAUCAUGAUGCGAUGGCCAUGGCAACAGAUCGGGGACUGCAGUAUCGACGCUUGUCAGUUCGUGGAGACAGGCUUGGCUGAUGAGAUUGCAUCAGGGCUUGCAGGCAUGCAAGAAGGUGUCCCGCAACUAGGAGGCAUUCUUCAGAAUAUUCUUUGGUUCGACUACGUGGAUGAUGUCAAAAUGGAGCGAUUGACACAAACGCAGGUGGUCAAUGCGGUCGCCCAAGACUCUCGAUGGCGAUGGGGCCACGCCGGUGCGGAGGAUGCUGUCAGCGCGCUUUGGGUCGAUCUAGGGCUCGUGGCCACGGAAGCGGUGAGCAAGCUGGAGUGUCUGGUUGCAGGU